This is a messenger RNA of Suricata suricatta (meerkat), 4417 nucleotides long. RefSeq names its product low density lipoprotein receptor (gene LDLR). The coding region runs from base 128 to 2743 and encodes 871 amino acids. The record is from RefSeq and is a predicted model, not a curated record. The transcript has 18 exons. Lineage: Eukaryota; Metazoa; Chordata; Mammalia; Carnivora; Herpestidae. Gene Ontology annotation, molecular function: protein binding; calcium ion binding.
AUUAAAAUGCUGCAAAUGACUGGGGCCCCGCAGGCAGUCGCCGGCCGGCCGCGCGGAGUCCGGGUUCUCUGCGCGGACUCUGCGGAGCGACUCUCUGGCCGGCGCUUUACGGGCGGAGCCUGGGAGCAUGAGGCCCGCGGGCUGGGGGCUGAGCUGGGCCGCCGCCCUGUUCCUCGCAGCGGCGGGGACAGCAGUGGGGGACAAAUGUGGCCGAAACGAGUUCCAGUGCCAAGAUGGGAAGUGCAUCUCCUACAAGUGGGUGUGUGACGGGAGCGCCGAGUGCCUGGACGCCUCUGACGAGUCCCAGGAGACCUGCAUGUCUGUCACCUGCAAGUCGGGGGACUUCAGCUGCGGGGGCCGUGUCAACCGCUGCAUCCCUCAGUUCUGGAGAUGUGACGGCCAGGUGGACUGCGAGAAUGGCUCCGAUGAGCAAAGCUGUCCGCCCAAGACGUGUGCCCAGGAAGAGUUCCGCUGCCACGACGGCAAGUGCAUCUCCCAGGAGUUCGUCUGUGACUCGGACCGCGACUGCUUAGACGGCUCCGACGAGGCGGCCUGCCCCAGGCCCACCUGCGGCCCCGCCAGCUUCCAGUGCAACGACUCGGCCUGCAUCCCCGAGCUGUGGGCGUGUGACGGCGACCCGGACUGCAAGGACGGCUCGGACGAGUGGCCGCAGCGCUGCGGGGGCCGCGCGGCGUCUGCCCCCCAAGGCGACGACAACCCGUGCACCGCCCUGGAGUUCCACUGCCGCAGCGGGGAGUGUGUCCACGCAAGCUGGCGCUGCGAUGGCGGCCCCGACUGCAGGGACAAGUCGGACGAGGAGAACUGCGCUGUGGCCACGUGCCGGCCUGAUGAGUUCCAGUGCUCGGACGGGACCUGUAUCCAUGGCAGCCGCCAGUGCGACCGGGAGUACGACUGUAAGGACAUGAGCGAUGAGCGCGGCUGCGUCAACGUGACGCUGUGCGAGGGGCCCAACAAGUUCAAGUGCCACAGUGGCGAGUGCAUCACCCUGGACAAAGUGUGCAACUCGGUCCGGGACUGUCGGGACUGGUCGGACGAGCCGCUGAAGGAGUGCGAGACCAAUGAGUGCCUGGACAACAGGGGUGGCUGCUCCCACAUCUGCAACGACCUCAAGAUUGGCUACGCGUGCUCGUGCCCCGAGGGCUUCCGGCUGGUGGGCCGGCGAAGCUGCGAAGACAUCGAUGAGUGUCAGGAUCCCGACGUGUGCAGCCAGCUCUGCGUGAACCUCCAGGGCAGCUACAAGUGCACGUGUGAGAAGGGCUUCCGGCUGGACCCCGUCACCAAGGCCUGCAAGGCUGUGGGCGCCAUCGCCUACCUCUUCUUCACCAACCGCCACGAGGUCAGGAAGAUGACCCUGGACCGCAGCGAGUACACGAGCCUCAUCCCGAACUUGAAGAACGUGGUCGCGCUGGACACCGAGGUGGCCAGCAACCGAAUCUACUGGUCGGACCUGUCCCAACGGAAGAUCUACAGCACCCAGAUUGACAGAGCCCCCGGUCUCUCCUAUGACACCGUCAUCGGCGAGGACCUGCAGGCCCCCGACGGGCUGGCGGUGGACUGGAUCCACGGCCAUAUCUACUGGACGGACUCCGUCCUGGGCACCGUCUCCGUGGCCGACACCAAGGGCGCGAAGAGAAAGACGCUCUUCAAGGAGAAAGGCUCUAAGCCCCGUGCCAUCGUGGUGGACCCUGUUCACGGCUUCAUGUACUGGACGGAUUGGGGAACCCCCGCCGAGAUCAAGAAGGGGGGUCUGAACGGUGUCGACGUGUACUCGCUAGUGACGGAGGACAUCCAGUGGCCCAACGGCAUCACCCUGGAUCUUUCUGGUGGCCGCCUCUACUGGGUUGACUCCAAGCUCCACUCCAUCUCGAGCAUUGAUGUCAACGGGGGGAACCGGAAGACCGUCUUGGAGGACGAGAAAAACCUGGCACACCCCUUCUCCUUGGCUGUCUUCGAGGAUAAAGUCUUUUGGACGGACAUCAUCAACGAAGCCAUUUUCAGUGCGAACCGCCUCACCGGCUCCGACAUUAAUCUGGUGGCCGAAAACCUGUUGUCCCCGGAGGACAUUGUCCUUUUUCACAACCUCACACAGCCAAGAGGGGUGAACUGGUGCGAGAGGACCGCCCUCCGCAACGGCGGCUGCCAGUACCUGUGCCUCCCAGCCCCGCAGAUCACCCCGCACUCCCCCAAGUUCACCUGUGCCUGUCCCGACGGCGCGCGGCUGGCCGAGGACACGAGGAGCUGCCUCGUAGAGACCGAAGCUGUCGUGACCCCCCGGGGGACCUCCACGGUCACGGUCAGGCCAGCGGUCACGGUCAGGCCCACGGCGCGCUCCCCCACCGUGAGGACAACACCGCACUCCCCAGCCGUCAAGCCAAUGCUCACAGCCAGCCCGUGGUCCGAGGCCAGCCCUGAGCUCACCACGGCGGAGACGGUGACCGUGUCCCACCAAGCCCUGGGUGACGUGGCCAGCAGAGGAGACGAGGAGAAGCCGAGGGGCGUGGGAGCCCUGUCCAUCAUCCUCCCCGUCGUGCUGCUCAUCCUCCUGGGCUUCGGGACCUUCCUGCUCUGGAAGAACUGGCGGCUUAAAAGCAUCAACAGCAUCAACUUUGACAACCCCGUGUACCAGAAGACCACGGAGGACGAGGUCCACAUGUGCUGCGGCCAGGACGGCUACACCUACCCCUCGAGACAGAUGGUCAGCCUGGAGGACGAUGUGGCCUGAGCCGCCGCCCCGGGGCCUGUGCUUCCCGGAACCUGCUGCCCGGCGCGGGCAGGAAGAACACUUUCUCCCAGGACCCUUGGCCGGCCCUGCACCCUUCCUCCCGCUCCCUGCACGGAAAGAAGUGACCUCCGCGCUGGCAGCCGCCUGGCCUGCCUGCCAGAGCUUUGUUUUAUAUAUUUAUUCAUCUGGGCGGCAGAACGGGCUCCAACGGCACGCUCGCAGCGACUUUGGGUUGGGAUUCCCCCCCUUUCUUCUCACUGAAUUGGAGUGAAGAGAAGGCUGAAUGAGCUUGGGGGACAUCUCUGCCCUCUCCAGGGACGGCGCACCUCUCUCCUCCUGCGGCACUGACGGAGGGGCUCAGGGGGACAGGGGGCCGUGGCUUUGAACCGCCAGAGCUCCCACUACCCACAGGGUCCUGGGUAGCAGCUGCCGGACUCCCGACCUUCUAGCCCAAGCCCCCCAACUCAGGAGUAAAUGCGUUCACCUCUGCCUUGCCGGACGGCCAAGAGUUACCUUUUGCUCCCCCCCCCCCCCAAGAUCUGGAUCAAAUUAGGGUUUCCCCAGUGAGGUUCGUGCCCUUCCUCGAUGCCAGGACUCUGGCACUGCUGUGGAUCUGGCCAAAUCCAGCAUCCCCGGGGCUCCCCCCAUUCCUGCAAACCGCGACGGCUCCCAGGGAGAGUCUGAGCCCCCCGUUGCCCUUAAUAUUUAUUAAGUGCCUGAGCGGCCCCAUUACCGGUGCGUGAAGGCGGCGGCCGCCAACCUCCGGGAGCGGCCGGCAGUCUGCGGGCGGCCGUCUGGACCCCAGCUCCAGGUCCCCUCGCACUUUUUUAGUUCAGGGCUGUACCUUGUGUCAAGGUGACCUCCUUAUGAUUUUGCACUGCUUCCUGUUCCCGGGGGGAUGGGCACACCUCCCCCCCCCCCCCGGGCUGGGAGAGGGCCCAUGGCGGGGGGGGGGUGAGCGCGUGAUCUUGGGGGCCUCCCCCCCGACCCCAGCCCUUCAAAGUCACAAUCAUGACCAUCCAGCUCGUGUUCCCAUUCCACGCAGGCGUCCCCGAGCCAUUGAUUUCCCUCAAGAAGAGGGUUCGUGGUGGUCGUUUCUACGGGACUUCCGAAACCAAGCUCUCUGAGCUGAUCACACCUGCCACACUCAUGACCAAAGAAAGACGCGCCAGCCUCUGUGGACUCCUGGCUAGGGUCGUCCAGGGAGUGUCCGCUGGUCACUGCAUGGCCACUCAACACUGUGCCCUGCGCCGUAGGAGACUGUGAAAGCCUUCUCUCCGCAAGCACGUACCUAAGUCGCUGUACAGAUGGGGGGGCACUUUUUGUUACGUUUGCACUUUGUAUAGUCGUUAGACAUUUGUCACUUAUGUAUAUGAAACAGACCUAUUUAUUUUUGCAAACCCUGGUUGCUGCCUCUGACCCCUCUAGGGGCUCUGCUCUCGGGGGGGAGUGGUCUCUGAGAUGCCUCUAAGUUUUGUACAAAGGUGAUUCUUGCGGGCUUUGCGUGAAGCUCUGCGGGAGAAAUGGGUCCAUGCUGUGUAGACGCUGGGACGCUUUGGGGGGAGGGGAGCGGUUGGUUUGUGGAUUUUUUUUUUUUUUUUUUUUACAACCACUGUAUAGAAUGUUUUUAUAGCCUGAAUGUCUCACUGGGAUCGAUUAAAUUUCUUAAAUGAA